GUGUUCUGCGUGGGGCUGUGGUGCCUGGAUGAGUACUGGUACUACAGUGUCUUCACCCUCUCCAUGCUCGUGGCCUUCGAAGCCUCCUUGGUCCAACAACAGAUGAGGAACAUGUCGGAGAUCCGGAAGAUGGGCAACAAACCCUACAUGAUCCAGGUUUACAGGAACCGGAAGUGGCGCUCGAUCUCCAGCGAUGAGAUUAUUCCCGGGGAUAUUGUAUCCAUUGGUCGAUCUCCUCAUGAGAACCUGGUGCCCUGUGACGUGUUGCUGCUGCGUGGCCGGUGCAUCGUGGAUGAGGCCAUGUUGACAGGAGAGUCUGUUCCACAAAUGAAGGAACCUGUGGAGGAUCUGAAUCCAGAUCACGUCCUGGACAUGCAGGCAGAUGCUCGUCUACACAUCAUUUUUGGGGGAACUAAAGUGGUGCAGCACAUCCCACCCCAGAAGGCCAGCACAGGCCUGAAACGUAGGUACCCCAAACCCACCUCCUGCCAGGAGGAGCCAGGGGAUCAUUUUGAGGGGAUUUGGGAUGGGAAGGAGGUGACCCCAGUGUGUGACAUUCCAGUUGAAACCCACCGAGCCAUCGCCACCUGCCACUCACUGGUCCAGUUGGAUGAUGGGACGUUGGUGGGAGAUCCCUUGGAGAAGGCCAUGUUGAUGGCUGUGGAUUGGACCCUCACCAAAGGUAAAACCUGGUUCCUGAGCCAUGGGGGGUUGUCCCAGUGUCCCAGCAACUACCAGGCUGUCCACACAGAGAUUUCCCACGAGGGGGCAAGAGUGUUGGCCCUUGGCUACAAAGAACUGGGCCACCUCACCCACCAGCAGGUCAGAGACAUAAAGAGGGAAGAUCUGGAGUGUGACCUGAGGUUUGUGGGGUUCAUAGUGGUUUCCUGUCCCCUCAAAGCUGACUCCAAAUCUGUCAUCAGGGAGAUCCAGAAUGCAUCACACCAUGUAGUGAUGAUCACAGGGGACAAUCCUCUCACCGCCUGCCACGUGGCCCGGGAGCUCCACUUCUUCCAGAGGGAGCAAACCCUGAUCCUGCAGCCUCCUGGGACCAAAGGCUCCAGUUGGCAGUGGAAAUCUGUGGAUGGGACUGUGGUGCUCCCAGUGCUUCCCAGUUCCCUGGGGGAGCUGACCCAAAGCUAUGACCUCUGUGUCACUGGGGAAGGUCUCUCUUACCUCCAGUCUGGGGACAAGGAGCAGCUCCUGAAGCUCAUCCCACACAUCCAGGUCUUUGCCAGAGUGGUGCCAAAGCAGAAGGAAUUUGUCAUCACAACCCUGAAGAGCCUGGGCUAUGUCACCCUGAUGUGUGGGGAUGGGACCAACGACGUUGGAGCUCUGAAACAUGCAGAUGAACGGAUCAGUCAGGUCUUGAAGGACCUGGAAGAGGAACGUGUCCCCGUGGUGAAGCUGGGAGAUGCCAGCAUUGCUGCCCCCUUCACCUCCAAGCUCUCCUCCAUCCACUGCAUCUGCCACGUGAUCAAGCAGGGACGUUGCACCUUGGUGACCACCCUGCAGAUGUUCAAGAUCCUGGCCCUGAAUGCCCUGAUCUUGGCCUACAGCCAGAGUGUCCUCUACUUGGAAGGGGUGAAGUUCAGUGACUUUCAGGCAACUCUACAGGGACUUCUCCUGGCUGGCUGCUUCCUCUUCAUCUCCAGGUCCAAGCCUCUGAAAACCCUCUCCAAGGAAAGGCCCUUGCCCAACAUCUUCAACCUCUACACAGUCCUGACGGUUCUGCUCCAGUUCCUGGUCCAUUUCCUCAGCCUCGUGUACCUCUACCAGGGAGCCCAACAACGCAGCAGCUCCAGCCGGGAGGAAUUUGUGGAUCUCUACAAGGAGUUUGAGCCCAACCUGGUGAACAGCACUGUGUACAUCAUGUCCAUGGCCAUGCAGAUGGCCACCUUUGCCAUCAACUACAAGGGCCAUCCCUUCAUGGAGAGUCUCCAGGAGAACAAACCUCUACUGUGGAGCAUCAUCCUGUCAGGAGUUGCCAUUGUUGGGCUCCUCACAGGUUCCUCACCAGAGUUCAACGAGCAGUUUGGAUUGGUGGAAAUCCCCACGGAGUUCAAGCUGGUGAUCACCCAAGUGUUGCUGGUUGACUUCUUCCUGGCCUUGUCAGUGGACAGAAUCCUUCAGUUCCUGCUGGGGAGUGCCAAGCUCAAAGUGCCUUCCUGA
Molecule: messenger RNA, 2172 nt
Organism: Chaetura pelagica (chimney swift)
Lineage: Eukaryota; Metazoa; Chordata; Aves; Apodiformes; Apodidae
Gene: ATP13A1
Product: ATPase type 13A1
Exons: 16
Biological process (GO): intracellular calcium ion homeostasis; extraction of mislocalized protein from ER membrane
Cellular component (GO): endoplasmic reticulum membrane
Molecular function (GO): ATP hydrolysis activity; membrane protein dislocase activity; ATP binding
Source: RefSeq, a predicted model, not a curated record